Messenger RNA from Atta colombica, 1118 nucleotides. RefSeq lists its product as uncharacterized. Gene Ontology annotation, biological process: neuromuscular synaptic transmission; neuron-neuron synaptic transmission; clustering of voltage-gated calcium channels. Bases 137 to 1051 code for a protein of 304 amino acids. The transcript has 4 exons. Gene Ontology annotation, cellular component: presynaptic membrane. The record is from RefSeq and is a predicted model, not a curated record. NCBI's taxonomy places the organism in Eukaryota, Metazoa, Arthropoda, Insecta, Hymenoptera, Formicidae.
UAUUAGCGUAUGUUUUCAUUCGUAUCAUAUCGAUUUUGUGAAAUUUAAAUAGUUUACGUAUAUGCAUAUCGUAUACGUAUACACGAUGGUUGGAAGAAGGAAUUUUUUUUUGUAGCACAUAAUCGUAAGGAUAAAUAUGUUCUAUGAUACGGAAUCACAUUCGCCAUUGCCUGACGACAAAGAGUUUGUUAUAGAAACACCGCAUUUUCGUUCAAACAGCAAUACCGAACAAAUAGUAAUAUCGCAGAAACGUAAUCUAAAUGUAAUUGAUGCUAAAUGCGACAGUAUUAUAUUAACAUCGAUUGACAAAUAUGAAAAUGAUCAUCUUUCUGCGCUUAAUGCAAGCUGCAGUGCAGGAAAAGCGGAAACGGAAGAAACAGAUGACAAGUAUGAGAACGAUAAGAUAUCAGUUAUCGAUAAAGAUAUACGAAAUAGUUCCAAGGAAGAAAAAUCGCAUAAGUGUUGUGGGAACGCCGGCCUCUUCGAGAAAGUGUUUAAACCGAUAAAAAAAUCAGCGGAGGAUUUGAAACGAUCGAGAAGAAAAAAACGAGCAUUUUCAUUACUCGAUACCCUGAUCUCUACGAGUAUCGUUGCUCCUUUAUCGAUCGGCUUUUGGAGGAGUAUAUGGGCAAGCAUGGAUCAUCAUGCAGAAUUGUUUCCCAGCUGGUUUUGUUUUACGUUUGGCGCAGUUUUGCACGCAGCAUACACGGUUUUCAAAGAUCGAUUUCACGACGUUUACAUGAAGAAGUGGACUAAAUUAAAUUGGCGAAAACGACUGUUUUAUCGAGCUUUACGAAUCUUGUAUACUUACACCUUUGGAGUGGCGUGUAUCGCGCAUUGGCGGGGUAGUUGGAUCAUCAUCGAUAAUCAUCUAUUUGUGCACACAUGGAUAACAACGUCUUUGACAUGCUCGCUGCUGGUGUGCCUGGUGAUUCUACGUUCUAUUCGAAACUUGAUAGCAACUCCAUUGAUAAUUUUCAUCGACAUGCCUUCUUGCGUUUUUAAAUUUCCCACUAGAUACAAUGUGGUAAGUUAUAAAUACAUGGAAUAAUCUAGUUUAAUUUCUUGUCCUCAUUCUCAAUAAGAUUUACGCUAUCUAUAUAUAUAUGCGCGCGCGC